UGAUCUGUGAAAUAGGGAAAUAGCAUGAAAUGUGGGCUGAGUGCCAAUGACGCUGUAUGAAAUUAUGUUGUUGCUUUUGGUUUGAGGAUCGACCAACGUGGCAGAGAUUUAAAAAGAAAAACCUAUACAUUCCAGUACUAGGAAAGCUGAUUUAAGGAGUCCAAACAUUCCCUGUUUUGACCAGCAAUUGGUGUGACAUUUGUAUACUUAACGUAUCUUGUAUCACUGACUUAAUCUUCAGGUCCUCGGGUCUAUCCAGCCACAUCGGACUUCUCAGUUAACAUCAAAAGUACAAGGAAAGAUGCUACCUUUCACGAUGUCUAAACGUUCCCUAUGUCGACCAGAAUUGGGUGUGACAUUAGUAUGUGUAACAUACUUUUUCUGGCUGACUUUAACUUCACGAAGCUCCAAUGACGGAUCAAAAAUCCUCAGGUCUCUCCAGCAAGAUCGGACUUCUAAGUCAACACCAAAAGGAGACGCCGUGAAGAAGCUGCCGUUUUGUUCGGGUAAAACCGGAAAUGGAUGGGAUUUCAAAUGUACAGUGAAAUGUCCAGAUCCAAUUAAUAUAUUCAAAACUGACCUUCGUUCCAAGAAACGAAUCACAUGCGAUUCGCAUGUGUCAACGGAAGUGCGUUAUGCUAAUGCUUCAGUGCCUAUAUUCAAUUUUACCGAUGAAUGUUUCAGAGACGAGCUCGAUAAGCAAUGCUUAGACGGGAAACCCGUACCCAAUAUUGUGCAUUAUAUCCUUUUCGGUAUAAAGAAACUUUCAUUUUUUCAGUUUCUAAGUAUCUGGAGUACUCAUACCAUACAAAAACCGUGCGUUAUUCUUAUCCAUGGUGAUAAACAGUUAUCUGGUCCAUAUUGGGGCUACCUUAUCAGAGCUAUACCUAAUAUAGUCCUAGUACGAAGAGCGCCUCCUAGUCACAUCUUUGGGAUUCCGAUACGUUUUGUGGAACACAAAGCAGAUAUAGCCAGGUUGGAGGCGGUCAGAGAGUUUGGGGGAAUUUACAUGGAUACGGACGAAAUAUUACUUCGAUCUCUGGACCCACUCAGGAAAUAUGCGUUCACGCUGAGUCAUGAGUAUGAUCUAAACCUAGCUAACGGAUUGAUCAUGUCAUCCAAAAAUGCUUCGUUCGUGGAUCUGUGGUACAAGGAGUACAAGACAUACAACAAUAAACAUUGGUUCCAUCACUCUACCAUUGUCCCCUUUCAACUUUCAAAAAAGUAUCCUCAUCUGAUUCAUGUUGAGAACAAGACUUUUGUAAACCCGGACUAUAGUCAUUUAGAUAUGAUAUUCAAGGAGAAUUUCAACUGGAGCCAUAACUAUGCUAUUCACCUGUAUGUUAGAAAAUACAGGUUAGAGCAUAACGUUAACGAUAUACGUCACCUUAAUACUACAAUAGGUUCCGUAGCUAGACAUGUCCUAUACGGCUACAAGGAACUCUGCUCUGAUUAGUUAUAAACAGAUGUGCGAUUGAUCUUUUUGAGAAUAUUUGAUUUGUGCUUCUUAAUGAUCAAUUACCAAAAUAUUUGAUACGGAAUUAUAUACGUAGUUCGUGCGUAAGAAUUACUAGACGUUUUUUUUAUAUAUAUUGUUUAAGGUUCCAUCGAUAACAACGGUCAUUAACGACGGGCUGUGUGAGAGAUGUGUGGUGAGUGUGUAUGAUCUAGGUUCAUAAGUGUCUUCUUAUGAUAGCGCGGAACUGAUGCCACCUUUAUAGUGCUACCAUACCGAAACAUACUGCCGAAAAAAUUUGCAGGACAUCCCACCCGGGAUAUAAUCACCAUUGCCUUUGACAUUAUACUGACAAAGUGCUAACCAGUCGUCCUACACCAAAAAAAUGCGGUGCAGGAUAAGCAUCUACCAAUUUUAUUGACUAUGGAAUGUCUCGGUCGGAGGACAGAACCUAAAGCCUUUCUCACAAUGGCGCUCACGAAAAAUCCAAAAAUCAGUCAGUGUAAGGGAUACAUCAGAAAGAAGAAAGUAGAAUAGAACGUAGAGUAGAAAGGAAGGAUCUGAAAAUUCAGUUCGCCUUUGAUGAAUCGGCCAGCAAUUACAAUUCUUAAGCAUAACCUGCAUGACACGAAUUGCUAGAAUUCAUAAGAUACGCGAGAUGUAUGUUCAUAUAAUAUAAUAUAAGAUGAUUAAACCAAAUAUGCAGAAAAUGCUUUCUGUGUAGUAUUAUAUAAAAAAAAAAAAAAAACCUUACGUAGUCCAACAUUUGGAGAA
Pecten maximus is the source of this 2230-nucleotide messenger RNA. RefSeq lists its product as uncharacterized. The coding region runs from base 302 to 1456 and encodes 384 amino acids. Lineage: Eukaryota; Metazoa; Mollusca; Bivalvia; Pectinida; Pectinidae. The record is from RefSeq and is a predicted model, not a curated record. The transcript is spliced from 4 exons.